Rhopalosiphum padi (bird cherry-oat aphid) is the source of this 1535-nucleotide messenger RNA. It is a transcript of the gene Gr21a, whose product is annotated as gustatory and odorant receptor 24. Gene Ontology annotation, biological process: sensory perception of taste. NCBI's taxonomy places the organism in Eukaryota, Metazoa, Arthropoda, Insecta, Hemiptera, Aphididae. The record is from RefSeq and is a predicted model, not a curated record. The coding region runs from base 130 to 1323 and encodes 397 amino acids. The transcript has 7 exons. Gene Ontology annotation, cellular component: membrane.
CGUAGUAUACAUUUACUAUUUUUUUUUUUAAUGCGAAUGAUUGUCAUAUUAUUCUUAAUCAAUAUAUAUUAUUACAUCAUAUUUAUUAAUAGUGCUUGAAAUUUAAAAUUUUAAUUUUAAAAAAUAAAAAUGCUACCAAAAGAAUUAUUCAACCAGGAAAAUUAUAUUCUUGACAUCAGAACAAUUAUUAUGAUUCGAACAAAAAGAAAAAGGUCAUAUUUUAAACAGUUAAAACCCAUAAUCGUAGCAUUAAAAUUAUUCGGAGUAAUGCCAUUUACUACAAAUACAAGCGGACCAGUGUUUAAAUUAUUCUCUUGGAUAAUGUUAUACAGUUUUUCAAUUUUUGUAUGCUUAAAUAUUUUGUUAUUUUAUAAAUUGUACGGGGAUUACAAAUAUUUCGUCAAAUCAGAUACAAUUAUUUUUAAUUUACUUCAUAGAGUUACUGGAUCUUCGUUAGCACUUAUUUGCUUUUUAUUUCCCAUUUUUUGGACCGACAUGAAAAAUAUAUCUGAAUAUUGGAAUCGAUGGAGCAUUUUUCAAGACAAAUUUGAAUUGUGUAUGCGAAAACCUUUUCAAUUAAAUAUAACCAAACGAGUAUGGGUUGUAACAAUAUUGCCAACCGCUCUUAUGACAUUCAAUAUAGUAACAAGUUUGAUAUUUGUUAAAGGGUGGAAAGUAACUAAUUCUAUAUUAUUUAUUGCUAUAUUUGGCAUCAUAAAUCUAACAACUGGAUAUUUUUAUAUCAACUGCCACAUAUUUAGAAAUGUCAGCAAGGACAUAAACCAGCGGAUCAUGGAACUAAUAGUAACCAAAGGAUCGUCAACUAGGUUUAGAGAGCACGCAGAACUUUGGUGUUAUAUGUCAAAUCUUAUAACAGAUUUUGGGAUCGUUCAUGGUGGAAUUUAUUGUUCUAUUGCAAUUGUCAUAUAUAUAUGUAGUACGGUAUUCUGGUUUUAUUUCACCAUGACACUUGUAAGCCCUGAGAACUACCUUGUUCCCGUUAUAAUUGUGCCACUUGUAUUUACAAAUUCUAUACUUAUGGUGUAUAGUGAAGCGUCGUACAUAGCUCUUUCGGAGGCGGGAAAAAAAUUCCAGUGGAAAAUCCUAAAUUCAACAAUGGGUGGUCUUAUGGAACAAACACAGAAAGAAGUACAAGAUUUUUUAGAAAUGAUCCAACUUUGUAGAACGAAUAUUACUUUUGGUGGUUUUUGUGACGUUAAUAGAGAACUUUUUCUCAAUUUUAUAUUUGCUGUAUUUUUUAACUUAGUUGUUGCAUUUCAAUCUCAAAUAAUUCCAAAACAAUAUACAACAUCAGUUAGCUGAAAUAUAUUGGUUAAAGUAAAACUAUUGAAAAAUGAUAAAUUAUCGUAUGGAAUAAUUAUAUUUAUAAUUAAGUAUUAACUUAUUAGUAUUUUAUUUAAAACUUAUCAGUAAUUAAUUAGUAUAAUUAUUUUAAUAUUAGACACGACCUAUGUGUUUUGUUAAAAACUUCCACGGCGAUAGUUAAAAUUAUUUACAUUUUUUGAUAGAUGGCU